AUGACAACACCAAACCAGGCGCCCGUCAUCGUCAUCGGCGGCAGCCUCGUGGGCCUCGCCAGCGCCCUCUUCCUCUCCGCCCACAGCGUCCCCGUCGUCCUCGUCGAGCGCCACACGGCUAGCUCGCCGCACCCGCGCGCCAUCGGCUACACCCCGCGGACUCUCGAGCUCCUCGAGUCGGUCGGCAUCCCCGCCAGCUCGCUCCGCGCCGGCAAGGGCCCGCCGGGCGGUCGGCCCCGUCGCAUCAAGGUCCAGAGUCUGGCGGGCGAGUGGACGGACGAGCAGCACUGGAACAACAACAGCAACAGCAACAACACGAAACCCAACGGCGGGCCUAAAGGACCUCCAGGCGGUCCCCCGGGCGACGGCGCCAAGGUCUACUCGCCUCUCAUCAGCGCGGCCAUCACCCAGGACCGCCUCGAACCCAUCCUCCGCCGGCGUGCCGUCGAGCUCGGCGCCGACCUCCGCCUCGGGUGGAAGAUGACCUCCUGGGCCCAGUCGGCCGACGGCGUCAGCGUCACGGCCGUCAACAAGCAGGGCGAGCAGGUGACGCUCGACGGGUCGUACAUCGUCGCCUGCGACGGCGCGCGCAGCGCCUUGCGCGAGCAGCUCGGCAUCCCGACGACGGGCGUCGGUCACCUCCGCAGCCUGUGCAGCAUCAUGUUCCGCUGCGCGCCUGUGGAGCACUACCUGGACCGGGGCUUCGUGCAGUUCGCCAUCGAGGGCCGCGAUGACGGGUUCGAGGCCUUCCUCGUCAGCUACCACGACGGGCGGUGGGCGCUCAUGUGGAACACCGACCCCGCCGAUGCCCCCGAUGCCCCGGACAGCAGCGACAACGAUAACGACAACGAUAACAACAACAAGAACAAGAACAAGAACAAGAACAGAAACAACAGGACGAACACGGCAGACACGCCCGAAGCCCAGAGGGCCCUCGUCCGUAAAGCCCUCGGGCUCGGCCCUGACGUCGUCCGCGACGAGGACAUCGAGCUCGUCGCCGUCGGGCACUGGGACAUGAGCGCGCGGAUCGCCGAGCGGUUCUCGUCCGGGCGCGUCUUCCUCGCGGGCGACGCCGCGCACACGCUGCCGCCCAACCGCGGCGGCUACGGCGCCAACACGGGGUUCGCCGACGCGCACAACCUCGCGUGGAAGGUGGCCGCCGUGCGGUCGGGCGCGGCGGACGCCUCGAUCCUGGCGACGUACGACGAGGAGCGGCGGCCCGUGGCGCUCGUGCGGCACGACCAGCUCUUCGUGCGGGACGACUACAAGCCGUACGCGCGCAGCGGCGGCGGAGACUGGGCGGCGACGGGGCGGGCGGUGGAGGUCCUCGACGACAUCGCCAUGGAGCUGGGCCAGAUCUACCGCUCUGCCGGCGUGGUCCUCGGGGUCGAGGGGGAUGGGGACGGGUUGCCGGACGCGAUGAGGCCCGACGAGUGGCGCGGCCAGCCCGGGACGAGGGCGCCUCACGUGGCGAUGGUGAGGCGCGAGACGGAGGAGGAGGAGGAGGAGGAGGAGAUCUCGAGCCUGGCGUUGUUCGGGAGGGGAUGGGUUCUCCUCUCGAGGGACGGGGGGUGGAGGGGCGUCGCGGACGGGGCCGGGACGCGGGUCGGCGUUGCGUGCGAGUUCGUCUGCGUCGGGGAGGACGUCGUGGAGGCGAACGAGAGGGAGACGUUCGAGGACAGCUUCGGGGUGGGACCAUCGGGGGCCGUUCUGGUGAGGCCCGACGGGUUCAUCGCGUGGAGGGCGGCCGAGCGGGGUCCCGGGUUUGAGGGCGAUUUCGCGGAUGUCUUCAGAAGGGUCACCUUUGCGAGGGUUUGA
This is a messenger RNA of Colletotrichum destructivum, 1818 nucleotides long. RefSeq names its product Putative FAD-binding domain, FAD/NAD(P)-binding domain superfamily. NCBI's taxonomy places the organism in Eukaryota, Fungi, Ascomycota, Sordariomycetes, Glomerellales, Glomerellaceae. Gene Ontology annotation, biological process: ubiquinone biosynthetic process. The transcript has a single exon. Gene Ontology annotation, cellular component: mitochondrion. The record is from RefSeq and is a predicted model, not a curated record. Gene Ontology annotation, molecular function: FAD binding. Bases 1 to 1818 code for a protein of 605 amino acids.